GAGCAUUGUGAACAGCUGACAAGCCGGCCUUGUGUCCGAUUGGAAUUUCAUUCCCUUUCGAAAUUGUUUUUUUUUAUUAAAAAUUAUGCGUAUUUUGGUUCUUUAUGGCAGUCAAACUGGCACCGCACAGGAUGUGGCUGAACAGAUAUGGCGCGAAUCGCGUCAAUGGGGCUUCCAGGGCCCAGUACUCUCUCUUGAGGAUUACAAUAUGCAGCAGUUGAUAGAGGAGCGCCUCGUGAUCUUUGUGGUGGCCACCACCGGCGAUGGCAUGGAGCCCGACAAUAUGAAACAAGCCUGGCGCUUUCUACUGAAACGGAGCUUGCCGAGCAGCUCACUGGAUGGUUUACAAUUCGCUUGCCUUGGACUCGGUGACUCCAGCUACCCGAAAUUCAAUUAUGCAGCCAAAAAGCUGCACAAGCGCCUGUUGAAUCUUGGCGCCAAAUCUAUUUGCCCGCUUGGCCUAUGUGACGAUCAGCAUGACUACGGCCACUUGGGCACAUCGCUUGCCUGGAUAGCGGAUCUGUGGCAGACACUGAGCAGCACAUCGGCUGUGCGCAAGCAGCCGGAGCAGGAGAUCGUGAAGCGGUGGAAGGUGCGUGUGCUAGAGCAACAGCCGGCUCUGAGUGAGGAGCGCCUGCAUUGGACACAGCGGCAGGAAGCACACGUUUUCAAAUUAAUCGAAAACACACGCACCACAGCCGAGGAUCACUUUCAGGACGUGCGUUUGCUGCGACUUAGCAGCGCGCAAACGAUCACCUGGCAGCCAGGCGAUGUGCUCGAAGUGCAGCCACAAAAUAGCCGUGAAAAUGUUCAGGAAUUCUUUGAUUUGCUCAAAGAACACCAGCUCGACUUUGAUGCCAGCACCGUGGUCGAAGUGAGCAGUGCUCACGCAGAUUUGCCGCUGCCUUUGCCUUACGCCGCGCCCAUAUCGCUGCAGCAGGCAGCCAGGUAUAUUUGGGAUUUGAGUGCCAGGCCCAGGCAACGCUUGCUUGAGGUGCUCGCACAGAACUGUGAGGAUGAGAUGGAGCGCGAGAAACUUCUGGAGUUUUGCAGCGCAGAAGGUCUCGACGAUCUGAUAGCCUAUGUGAACAGGCCGCGUCGCACGCUUUUGGAGCUGUUGAGUGAUUUCCGGCAUGCCAUGUCCAAGCUGACGCUAUCGCAGCUAUUCGAAAUGAUGCCUUUAAUACAAACGCGCAGCUUUUCCAUUGCGUCGGCCGCCGCAAGCGGCACGCUCGAUUUGCUAGUCGCCGUGGUCAAUUACAAGACCAUAAUGCAUACGCCGCGCUUGGGCCUGUGCUCCAACUGGCUAAAGGGCCUACAGGCAGGCGAGGAGCUGCGCGCCGCUAUCAAGCCGGGCACCAUGAACUGGCCCAAAGAGCCCGAAACACCUCUAAUCAUGAUUGGACCCGGCACAGGCAUAGCGCCCUUUCGCAGCAUUAUACAGGAACGCCUGCAUCAGCAGCAGCUGGGCCACGAUACGGGUCCGCUUGUUGUGUUCUUUGGCUGUCGCAACAAGGCCAAAGAUUACCACUUUAUGGAAGACUUUAAGGCGUGGCAGGUUGAUCAAAGCGUGGAGGUUCAUGUAGCCUUCUCGCGCGACCAGGAGAACAAGGUGUAUGUACAGCAUCUGAUCAAAGAGUGCGGCGCGCACCUGGCCAAGCUGAUUAGAGAGCAGAAUGCUUAUGUCUAUGUGGCAGGCAGCUCCAACAAUAUGCCAAAAGCUGUGCGAGAAGCAUUUAUUGAGGCGCUGGACAACGAUGCGCUCCAUAUGGAGCAGCUGAUAAAACAGCGACGGUACCAGGAGGAAACGUGGGCCUAAGACAACAACUGACCAAAGAGAGGCUUCAACUGUUAGUUAACAAUUUUGUAAUUAGUUUAUAUUUGUCGGACGGAUAUGGGAAAUACAUCACGUACAGCCUUAAACAUAA
Drosophila virilis is the source of this 1928-nucleotide messenger RNA. RefSeq names its product NADPH-dependent diflavin oxidoreductase 1. Lineage: Eukaryota; Metazoa; Arthropoda; Insecta; Diptera; Drosophilidae. Gene Ontology annotation, cellular component: cytosol. The record is from RefSeq and is a predicted model, not a curated record. Gene Ontology annotation, molecular function: NADPH-hemoprotein reductase activity; FMN binding; flavin adenine dinucleotide binding.